CUAUCCACGGGGAGCUUCACGGCCAAAGUCACAAUGCCGACUGAACCCCUUCGGCUUUACCAUACCCAUGGUUCCUCUUCUUCCUCGAGCCGGCUCAAGAUGGCUGUGCUUGUUCCUUCUCUUCCCAGCUUCAAUUGCCUGCCAUCAUGUUUCUCCAGCGUGGAUCUCGAGUGCUUCGAAAACAAUGGCAAACUGCCAAGGGCAUGAGCCAGACGGCCAUGACAUCACGGCCCGCCGUCGUCUCUCCCAGAUGGUUCAGCGAGUCGAGAAGAUUAAUGGUGAUUAAGCCGGUAUUGCUAGCCGACAUUGGCGAGGGCAUUGUCGAGUGCGAGGUCAUCCAAUGGUUCGUGGAACCCGGCGCCCGCGUCGAGGAGUUCUCCCCACUGUGCGAAGUCCAGAGCGACAAAGCUUCCGUGGAGAUCACCAGUCGCUUCUCGGGUGUGGUCAAGAAGCUCUACUACGAGGCCGGCGAAAUGGCCAAGGUGGGGAAGGCAUUUGUGGACAUUGACAUCGAAGGCGAUGCCAAAGUCGAGAACAUCGAACCUUCGCCCCCCAAGCAACCUGAGAAGGUAGCUAUCUCUCCGGCGCCUGUUGUUGCGUCGGAGUCAAUCACGGAAAAAGAGGCCGAUGCGAUUUCUGGGGAGGUGGCGCCUACGACUCCGCGCAAGGAAAAGGGCAAGUGCGCAAGCCUUGCUACGCCAGCUGUCCGGCAUCUCUCUAAGGAACUCAAGAUCGACAUCAUGGACAUCGACGGGACGGGCAAGGAUGGCAGAGUCCUGAAAGAAGACAUUUACAAGUUUGUCAAGGCCAGAGAUGCCCAACCAGUAUCCCCGUCCCUGGCAUCGACCUUCCCCCAGGAUCCGUCCAUCCAGACGGAAACAGUGGUGCCGCUGUCCAACACACAACUGCAAAUGUUCAAGACCAUGACGCGGUCUCUGACAAUCCCCCAUUUCCUCUAUGCCGACGAAGUCGACUUCUCGAAUCUUGUGGAGCUGCGUACCCGCAUCAACCGCGUGCUCUCCAAAAGCUCAAUGGCGGAUGGUCAGCUCUCUAAGCUGUCGUACCUACCGUUCAUUAUCAAGGCUGUUUCGCUGGCGAUAUACCAAUACCCCAUACUCAAUGCAAGGGUGGAUGUUGACACUAAGACCAAUAAGCCAUGCUUGGUGCACCGUCCCCAGCACAACGUCGGGAUCGCCAUGGACACACCCCAGGGAUUGAUGGUGCCUGUUAUUAAGAACGUCGGAGCUCUCAACAUCGUGUCGAUCGCGGCAGAGCUGGCCCGACUGCAAGGCCUCGCUGCACAGGGGAAGCUGUCACCUGCAGACUUUUCGGGUGGCACUAUCACUGUGACCAACAUUGGCAGUAUUGGUGGUACAUACGUCAGCCCGGUCAUUGUCGAGCGCGAGGUGGCUAUCUUGGGUAUCGGACGUAUGCGUACCGUGCCAGCAUUUGACGAGGCCGACCAGGUCAUCAAGAAACAGGUGUGCAACUUCAGCUGGAGUGCUGAUCACCGAGUCAUUGAUGGCGCAACCAUGGCGCGGGCCGCAGAGUUCAUCCGAACAGUAGUAGAGGAGCCAGAUGUUAUGGUGAUGCAGCUAAGAUAGACAUGAUAUGCGAUUACAUUAAGACCCAAUAAACUUAUCGAGAGUAGACA
Messenger RNA from Ilyonectria robusta, 1654 nucleotides. Its product is annotated as 2-oxoacid dehydrogenase acyltransferase. The record is from RefSeq and is a predicted model, not a curated record. Gene Ontology annotation, cellular component: cytoplasm; mitochondrion. Gene Ontology annotation, molecular function: lipoic acid binding; acetyltransferase activity. Bases 147 to 1604 code for a protein of 485 amino acids. NCBI's taxonomy places the organism in Eukaryota, Fungi, Ascomycota, Sordariomycetes, Hypocreales, Nectriaceae. The transcript has 2 exons.